CGUAAUAAAUUUCCUUAUAAGAGAAAAAGAGACAUCAAGGCCAUUUGAAAAAACAUUUUCUGUCCAUUUCCUUUCAUCGCCCUUUCUUCUUUUAGAAAACCUUCGCUACGCCUUUGAGUUGGAGGAUUGCAGGUGUGUAGACACACAAAAGAAAUGCUUACUCAACCUACAUCCAAGAGGAAUAUGGAAACUAGUUCAAGGCUGCUUAAGUAUUACUGUGCGCUCGCUUUGGGCUGCAAGUCUCGGCAUUCCCCGCUAGUCUUUUGCGCUUUUCGUUGUUCCCGUCGAGCGUUCAGAGAAAUCGGUCGCUGUGGCUCGUCUUCCGUUUACAAAAGUUUUCAAAUUUGGUUAUAAAUGUGCGUCACCAGUCUAUUGGAAAAUGGGAAACGUCUAGUUCCGUAUCCUUGAAUCAGUGUCAACUUCCCUUUGAAAUGGUGGUUAGAGAAUUGUAGAAGAAUUAUCGUCGCCAGAUUUGUUUGACCACAUUUGACUUACAGUUAGUUGGUGAUAAAAAAAGAGAGCAAACGUCAAACAACUUUUUUUCCCGGUUGUCGUUUGUUUUAAAAAUCCUGCCUCGCACUGAAAACAUCCAUUCAGUUCCGACAUCGACAUGAAGUGGCCAAUCGUUCAAUCCGCUGUGUUGCUCUUGACUGUGUUUGGCAUUCACGUGUCGACUGGCUACGAGACUUCCAAGCCCUUCAACUUUCCUGAUGACGAUCCUUAUUACCCCCCAGCAGUUCCGUUCGCCAACAACCCGAAAGCGCCGCCACCCAUCAUCAUUACAACCAUCACUACACCGAAAAUUCCAGCCCAACCAACUCCAUUCGCUCAGGUUUCCCCACAGGUAUUCUCCUCAGUGUACGAUGGAUGUGAUGGCACCAAAGGCUGUUUGGGAUAUCCGGCAUCAUGUAUUCAACAACGAUCCUGCUCUGCAUUGGUGACCUUUGCCCAGAAAGGCCAGCGCAACGAAUUUGAAUUAUGGGCGACCAAAUCCACAGACAAUUCGUUUGUCGCCGUUGGGCUGUCGGAGGACGACAAAAUGGGCGACGACAGCGUGACUGAAUGCACGGUGGUCAAUGGCAGAGUCAACGUUUACAUGUCACAAAACGACGCCACCAAAACAAACGUUCGACUCCCAAACCCAACCGAAGGGUUGAAUGUGAUCAGCACGACAUUCAGCGACGGCAAUUUGUAUUGCAAAUUUGAACGCACGUCGCAGUUUGUCCUCGGCGGGAAAAAGUUGGAUGCCUCUCAAAAUCAAAAGUUCUUUCUACUUUUGGCUCGUGGGCCGGCCUCGAAUGGCGGCCUCUCGUAUCACGGCAGUGAGAAAACAGUUUCGGAUCGUUCUCUCAAAUUAUCGGAAACUGGAGCCGUUGGGGCCAGCAAAGGCACGUUGGUUAAACUUCACGGAAUCUUUAUGGUUACGGCUUGGAUGCUGGCCGCCUCUUGUGGACUGCUGUUGGCUCGUUAUUAUAAGCUCACCUGGGUGGGCCAGCAGAUCAUGGGCAAAGAUCUUUGGUUUGUGUACCACGCUAUUCUGAUGAUGGUGACAUGGACGUUGACGAUGAUCGCUUUCAUUCUCAUUUUCUCGGAACUGGGAGGUUGGACUUCGAUUCCCGCCAAUGAAAAUCCUCAUGCCGUCAUUGGUCUCAUCACGACUCUGCUGGCCUUUAUUCAGCCGAUUAUGGCUUACUUCCGGCCGCAUCCGGACGGUCCCCGACGAUACAUUUUCAACUGGGCUCAUUGGUUGGUUGGGAAAGCCGCCCAUGUCCUUGGUGUUGUUUGCAUUUUCUUGGCCGUCGGUCUUGACAAGGCCGCCAUUCCUUAUUGGGUCACUUGGCUUAUCGUCGUCUACUCAGUCAUUUACAUCCUAAGUCACAUCAUUUUAACGUUGUCCCAGUGUUUCAUGCACGCUCCUUGGAGGCCAAGACCGACCACUUCAAUGGCCAUGAAAGAUAUGUUGCCACCACGCGAGAGCUACCAAGAUUCCCUUAAUCUUGCCAAAAACAAGGAGGAUGCUUACGGGUCCCAGUUUCGCCGAGUAUAUCUCUUCUUUUACGUUCUGCUGGUGACCAGUUUCAGCAUCGCUGUGAUAGCCACGAUAGCCAAAGCCCCCUGGCCCAAGCAGUAACAAAACGCCUCACUAUAUCGUUAGAAAAUCGAAAAGUUUCAUUUCAUAAUUUCCCCACACAUUGCAUGCAUUACCUACUUUUAGUGCCGUUAUCGUCGUUUCGAUUCUUAUUUACUGCACUUUCUACUAUCUAUACAUUCAGAGUUUCCGUUUGA
This is a messenger RNA of Daphnia pulex (common water flea), 2286 nucleotides long. RefSeq names its product putative ferric-chelate reductase 1 homolog. Gene Ontology annotation, molecular function: oxidoreductase activity, acting on metal ions. The transcript has 8 exons. NCBI's taxonomy places the organism in Eukaryota, Metazoa, Arthropoda, Branchiopoda, Diplostraca, Daphniidae. The coding region runs from base 611 to 2131 and encodes 506 amino acids. The record is from RefSeq and is a predicted model, not a curated record.